Molecule: messenger RNA, 2960 nt
Organism: Benincasa hispida (wax gourd)
Lineage: Eukaryota; Viridiplantae; Streptophyta; Magnoliopsida; Cucurbitales; Cucurbitaceae
Product: protein argonaute 16-like
Molecular function (GO): protein binding; RNA binding
Source: RefSeq, a predicted model, not a curated record
AAUUUGCUUCCAAAAUGAACGCAGACUAUUUUCUUUUCCCUCUCGCGCGCUUCGUCUUCCUCUGAAGCCACUAUAGGCACUACAGAAUACCCAAACCAUUCUGCUCUGUCUCUUCCCCAAAUUUUUCCUCUCAAAACCCUAAACGGAGCUCCGAUUUCUUCAGGUUCCUCUUCUUCAUCUAUUUUCUCUAAUCUUCGCUUGCUCUCCCUUCUCUGUUACUGGUUUUCCUUUUGGUUUAAAAGAUGGUUAACAUUACUAAUACCGAAGGGAAAACAAAUGAAGCCUCCCCUUUGCCCCUGGUGCCAUCUAUACCUCCUGAUAUGAAGCCAGAAAAAGCGAUGUCUCCUACAUAUACGAUCAUGAGUAGAUGCGGUGUAGGAAGCAAAGGGAGACAAAUUCCUUUGCUCACUAACCACUUCACAGUAUCUGUCAGUGCUCCAGAUUUGAUCUUCUAUCAAUACACUGUUUCAAUAUGCUAUGAAGAUAGCAGGCCUGUUGAAGGGAAGGAAAUUGGGCGGAAACUGAUGGAUAAAGUGUAUCAAACUUAUUCUGCUGAACUUGCUAAUAAAAGGUUUGCAUACGAUGGAGAAAAAUGUCUUUACACCAUUGGUCCCUUGCCACAAAACAAGCUUGUGUUCACUGUGGUGCUAGAGGGAUCAUGUGCAAAACUAGAAACAGGUACCUCUGGGGGCAGUGGGAGCCCAAAUGGGACUGGAAAGAGAUUAAAGCGUAGUUUUCAGUCGAAGACUUUUAAGGUUGAGCUAAGUUUUGCAACAAAAAUUCCAAUUAAAUCCAUUUUUACUGCUCUCAAGGGAUCAGAAGUAGAUAAUGGCAGCACUCAGGAUGCAUUGAGAGUGUUUGACAUUAUCCUGAGGCAGCAAGCAGCAAAGCGGGGAUGUCUUCUGGUACGGCAGUCGUUCUUUCAUGAUGACUCGAGGAACUUUGCUGAUGUUGGCGGAGGGGUAACAGGAGUACGGGGAUUCCAUUCUAGCUUCCGGUUGGCACAGGAUGGAUUAUCAUUGAAUAUGGAUGUUUCUACCACAAUGAUCCUGAAGCCUGGACCAGUGAUUGAUUUCCUAAUAGCCAAUCAGAAUGUACGGGAACCACGUUAUAUUGAUUGGACUAAGGCAAAGAAAAUGUUAAAGAAUUUGAGGGUCAAGGCAAGACAUCGGAACAUGGAAUUUAAAAUCAUUGGUUUAAGUGAAAAGCCUUGCAACCAACAAUUUUUUUCCAUGAAACUGAAGAAUAAUGGGAGCACUGAUGGGCAGAUGGUUGAUAUUACUGUUUAUGAAUAUUUUGUCAGACAUUGUGGCAUUGAAUUGACUUAUUCUGCUUAUUUGCCAUGUCUAGAUGUUGGGAAACCUAAACGGCCAACUUAUAUGCCUUUAGAGUUGUGCUCACUUGUUUCACUUCAACGCUACACAAAAGCUCUGUCUUCUAUGCAAAGAGCAUCUUUGGUAGAAAAAUCAAGGCAGAAGCCUCAAGAAAAAAUAAAAAUUAUCACCGAUGCUUUGAAAAAUUAUGGAUAUGAUGAGGAUCCGGUGCUAGCACAGUGUGGAGUGAAAAUAGAUAGACAACUGACACAGGUUGAGGGUCGUGUACUUGAAUCUCCAAAGUUGAAGGUUGGUAAAAGUGAUGAUUGUAUUCCACGGAAUGGACGGUGGAACUUUAAUAACAAGACACUUCUGAAUCCCACUCGCAUUGACCGUUGGAUUGUUGUCAAUUUCUCAGCACGCUGUGAUACUAGCUACAUAUCACGCGAACUUAUAAAUUGUGGAAGAAAUAAAGGGAUUCAUAUUGAAAGACCAAUUACCUUGAUUGAGGAAGACCAGCAUUCUAGAAGAGCCAGCCCUGUUGACAGGGUUGAAAAUAUGUUCGAACAGAUGAUGGCAAAGAUGUCAGAUGCACCGACUUUUAUUCUUUGUGUCCUCCCAGAAAAGAAAAAUUCGAAUAUAUAUGGACCUUGGAAGAAAAAAUGUUUAUGCGACUUUGGGAUUGUUACACAGUGCAUUUCCCCCACUAAAAUUAAUGAUCAGUACAUUACUAAUGUACUUCUUAAGAUUAACUCCAAGCUGGGAGGUAUAAACUCAUUGUUGGCUAUCGAGCAUGCAUCUUGUGUUCCGAUGAUAAAAGAUACUCCAACGUUGAUCUUGGGAAUGGAUGUGUCUCAUGGGUCUCCUGGACGAUCAGACGUUCCAUCCAUUGCUGCAGUUGUUGGAUCCAGAUCCUGGCCUUUGAUAUCAAGGUAUAGAGCAGCUGUACGGACCCAGUCGCCUAAGGUGGAAAUGAUUGAUGCUCUAUUUAAGCCUCUGGAGGAUGGCAAGGAUGAUGGUAUCAUUAGGGAAUUGCUUUUAGAUUUCUAUAGCACUAGCAAGGGCCGCAAACCAACUCAGAUCCUUGUCUUUAGAGACGGAGUUAGUGAAUCUCAAUUUAAUCAAGUGUUGAACGUUGAGUUGGAUCAAAUAGUCAAGGCUUACCAACAUCUUGGAGAGGUUAACGUUCCAAAGUUCACAGUUAUUGUAGCACAAAAAAAUCACCAUACAAAAUUUUUUCAACCUGGUGCCCCUGAAAAUGUUCCACCUGGAACGGUUGUUGACACAAAAGUUGUACAUCCAAAAAAUUAUGACUUCUACAUGUGUGCUCAUGCGGGAAUGAUUGGCACGUCAAGGCCGGCACACUACCAUGUCCUGCUCGAUGAAAUAGGUUUUUCUCCUGAUGAUCUUCAGAACCUUAUUCAUUCGCUAUCAUAUGUGUAUCAAAGGAGCACAACUGCACUUUCAAUUGCCGCACCAAUAUGUUAUGCACAUCUUGCUGCAUCACAGAUGAGUCAGUUUAUUAAGUUCGAGGAACUGUCUGAAACCUCCUCUGAACGGGGAACCAUUACUUCAUCGGGAAGUCUUUCGAUUCCAGAACUUCCACGGUUGCACCAAGAUGUUGAUGGUUCUAUGUUUUUCUGCUGA